AUGGCUUCCAAUCUACUCGAGAUCCCCUUUCGCCGUACCCAUUCCGUCGAUUUUUCCUCCGCCAUCAAGCAAUAUAUCUCUAGCAAAUAUGACCAGUCCCCAGAGAUGUUUGCCAAUGAUCUGCGGCAGAUCAAUCACCUUCGAAACGAGGCGAUCCAUGUACUGGAAACACACGUCAGUGGAGUUCAGAAAUUGACUUCGUACGCGGCACAAUUGCGAUAUAUUGGUGGAAAAUUCCCCAUAGACAUUGGAGUCGAUUUUCCCUGGUAUCCUGCUCUAGGUUAUGAUAAAGACAAACCUAUACUUCAAAACAAUGUCCGCUUCGAAUUGGCAAAUAUUCUCUUCAACCUUGGUGCAUUAUAUUCUCAGCUUGCGUUCGGCACGAAUCGGACAACAGCAGAGGGCCUGAAGGCUGCCGCCGAACAUGGAGCAGCAGCAGCAGGUGUAUUCGCUUUCAUGCGAACAGAUAUCUUGCCUGACAUGCGUUCUUCGCCGCCUGAAGAUAUGGACGACAUCACGCUUCAGAGUCUUCAGCAAUUGUGUCUAGCUCAGGCUCAAGAAUGCUUCUGGCAGAUGAUCAUCAAGAGAGGCAUGUCAGACGGGACUGUUGCAAGGCUUGCUGCGAGUGCAUCGGAUUUUUAUAUUUCGGCUGCAGAGGCUGCACGUCAGUCUCGUGCUAUCAGUACCGAGUGGAUCCAUCACUUCCAAGCCAAACAUCAUCAUUUCGCCGCUGCGGCCCAAUUCAGACAGUCUCGAUCUUGUAUGACCAACAAGCAUUAUGGAGAGGAAAUCGCUCGCCUAAAAGAUAGUCUCAUUUGUGUGAACGAAGGACUUCAAGAGGCUCGGUGGCUCAACUCGACUGUGCUGGGAGAUCUAAACGGAUUGAAGUCUAGAGUCAGUGAGGAGCUCAAGAGGGCAGAGAAGGACAAUGACAUGAUAUAUCUGCAAGCACUGCCACCCAAGUCAGAACUCGCAAUUCUUGAACGAACAAACAUGGUCAAACCGAGAACACCAACUGAUGUGUCCAAUGGUCUAUCUCUGCUAGGGGAAGGCCAGCCAUUUGGGAAACCUCUGUUCGAUAAACUUGUUCCUUAUGCCGUUCAUCAGGCAGCCUCAAUAUAUGCUGAUAGAAGAGACCGACUCGUCACCCAAUCAAUCAUCGUGGAUCUCGAUACCAUGACGGCUAAACUUCGAGAGAUACUUCAAUCCCUUGAUCUGCCUGGUUCACUGCAGGCAUUGGAGAAGCCACUUGGACUUCCGCCGAGUUUAGUCUCAAAGGCAGAAGAACUACGCCAACAAGAUGCCCCUUAUCGUCUCAAACGGGCAACCGAAGAUACGACCAAAGUUCGUACCAAUGAUCUUGCCAUCUACCAAGAGGGUCUUUCAUUGCUUGAAGCCGAGCGAGCAGAAGAUGAUCGUGCACGAGCUAAGUACGGGACUGAUCGUUGGGCAAGACCUCCUUCAACGACUGCCCUUGCUAAACUCUACCAAACAUCCAAGGAUUUGCAAACAUAUCUUAACUCUGCUGGAUCAAGCGACAGUCUAGUUCAAACCAAGAUGCGUGAGAAUGAGCACAUUCUCAUGGUCUUGACCGGUACCAACCGUGACUUGGAAAGAUUUGUCCCAUCAUCUGGCCAAGUUGCCAUGACACCGGCAAUCGAGCAAGCUGCAUCUCAGCUGCGGACCUGUCUCAAUGAAGUAUCUCGAAUGGAAACAAAGCGCAAGAACAGAAUAGCAGCCCUUCGGGAAAAGGCUAAAUCCGACGACACCGGCCCGGCAUUACUUGCCGAAGCGGCACGACUCGAGCGGGAAUAUCCUAUGCAAAAGAUCGAACCGGGUCAAUUCGAGACUCUGUUCGAGAAGAGAUUGGAAGCAUACGCCACGGAUCGCGAAGCAUUGAUUACCGAGCAAGAAGAUCAAGAUCAGAUCAUCGCGCGAUUGAGAGAAGCAAACAAGCAGUUUUUGGACGCUCGACGAGGGGACACCAGCACGAAAGAUAGACAGAAGGCAUUACAGGCCUUGGAGAAUGGAUACUCGAAGUACAAGGAACUGGUGAAUAAUCUGGAGACAGGGCGAAAGUUUUACAACGACCUUGCGGGGCAUGUUACACGAUUCAGAGAGACUUGUAAGACUCAAGUCUCAGAGCGACGAGUGGAGGCUAGUCAGAUGGAGGCAGAACUUGCGGGUCAGGAUAUGGGUCGAUUGAACCUCCAGGAAACGCGAAGAGAACUCCGGAGUCAACAGCGUGAGAGUAUCCCAUCGCAAGGUGCUGGCAGGCAUGCUCCUGAGCAGGCUCACGAUGCAAUGACUGCACCAGUGCCAACCAGGAACCCGACUGGCGUGCCAGCAGGAGUUAUGCCGCCGACUGCCCCCCUUCCUAUUGGAGUUGCGGGUGGCACGAUAGCUGGUGGUGGAGUUUGGUCUCCAGAUAUGGGUAUCCGAUUUGGAGGGCCACCUAGUCAAGGACCUGGCCAGGCAGGUUAUCCUGCUCCACGGCGACCUUGA
Molecule: messenger RNA, 2505 nt
Organism: Exophiala bonariae
Lineage: Eukaryota; Fungi; Ascomycota; Eurotiomycetes; Chaetothyriales; Herpotrichiellaceae
Exons: 2
Coding region: 1-2505 (834 amino acids)
Biological process (GO): multivesicular body sorting pathway
Cellular component (GO): endosome
Molecular function (GO): protein binding
Source: RefSeq, a predicted model, not a curated record